Messenger RNA from Rotaria socialis, 573 nucleotides. The record is from the annotation of a GenBank genome assembly. NCBI's taxonomy places the organism in Eukaryota, Metazoa, Rotifera, Eurotatoria, Philodinida, Philodinidae.
AUGAAAAGUACAGGCAUCCAAGAUAUCGUACUUUCAAAGUAUCGAAAUGGAGAUACUUCGCCGAAAAUUUUCCGCGAUUUAAGUGGUGGGGUCGAUUUAGCGACUAUCAAAAGAUGGUGUCAGAUGAUUCGCCAAUAUGGCUCUAUCAAAUUAUCAAGUCCUCCCGAUCGUCCACGAAUAGCAAGAACCAGUGAAAACAUUCGGAAGGUGCUUCCAGUGGCCUUAGAAUAUCGUAAGAAAGUCUUUGGUAACGAUUGGAUCUUUCAGCAAGAUAACGCAAAGCCACACCAACAUUAUUUAACUCAACAAUGGUGCCGGAAUAACUUUCCAUCGUUUAUCGACAAAGAUUGGUGGCCUCCAAAUAGUCCUGAUUUAAACCCAUUGGAUUAUUCAAUUUGGGACGAACUUGCAAAUGCAAUCGAUUGGAACAAAGUCAAGUCAAAAUCAACAUUGAUUCAGCAACUAAACUCGUAUGGUAAAAAAAUUCGCGAAUCGGUUAUUUUUGAAAGUUGUGCAAGUUGGGCUAACCGAUUGUAUCGUGUUUAUCAGAACAAUGGGAAUUACUUACGAUAA